CAUAUUUUGACCAUGGUGGCAGCUGAAGCAGAUCCGUCCAACAUGGAGGGAGAGGUUGAGAACGAUCUGGAAGGAGUGGAGGAGGAAAAGAAUUCGAACCAUGAUGACAGCCAAACUCGAAAGAUCCACGUAUCUCGAAUUCCAAGUUCCUUUGAUGAAGCGAUCGUGAAGCGAGUGAUGGAAGAGCACGUUGGAAAAGAUACCGUCGAGGAGGUAGCCUUGAUCUACAAGCGUCCGGAUGCCGAAGAAGAAGAUGCCGAUGGUGCUACCGGUACGACAAAAGACAAUAAGAAGAAGGAGUCCAAGGACAGUUCCAAAAGUAGUAGUAAAAAGCAAAAACACGGCGGCGACGACGACGACAAGACAGAAACGGAACAUCGAGGAUUUGGAUUUGUGACCUUUUGCACUCCCGACAGUUAUCAGAAAGCUCUGACGAUGCCGUCCAUUCGUUGUGGUCGCAAAGCCACUUCCAACCGCAAACACACACUCUACAUCCGUCCGUAUGCCGAAAAGGGAGCGCAGGAAAUCUGCUACCUGUGGGCCAAACAUCGUUGUCCGUAUGGAGACGACUGCAAGUUUGUUCACGAGGGUGACGGUGGUUGCAUGAUAAUAGUGCCGUCAGCAGAAAAGGCAGACAAGAAAAAGCAGAAAUGUUUUGCCUUUAAAAAGGGAAAAUGCAAACGAGGCGACCAGUGUCCUUUUUCUCAUGAUUUUAAACCCAACGUGGCUACCGCUACAACGGAUAAUGCCACAACCAAAGAUCAGGAUGACAACGACGACAAAGAAAAAGCCAAAGAUGUGGAUAAAGACAACAAAAAACGAAAACGAGACAACUCGGAAAAGGACUGUAUCAAUUGGAAGACCAAGGGCAAAUGCCGCAAGGGAGACAAGUGUCCCUACCGACACGAUGAAGCGCUCCGGGAAGCUGCCUUGUUGAAGAAGAAGAAGAACAAGAAACGAAAGCAACAGGAAGGAGCAGAUGCCGGUGAUACGGAAUCCAAACGACAACGACAACCUCUGUGGGUCCGCUUGUUUGGUUUGAACUACGACACACGCGAACACGACGUGCGAGAAUUUUUGCAACACUGUGGAACCAUUAUGGAGGUUCAGUUUCCUCGAUUUGAAGACAGUGGACGCAGCAAAGGCUACUGUGGUGUCUUGUUCCAGAGCCCCAAGGCCGUGGCCAAGGCGCUCGAGUUGGAUGGAGAAGAAUUGAUGGGACGAUGGUUGCGCAUUCAAGCUGGUAAAAUGCUGUUGGAUCAGUGGGAAGAUCGAGAGAAGCAACCGAAGCAGACGCAAUCAAACUACGAAGAAGAGCAAGAGGCGUAUUAG
Messenger RNA from Seminavis robusta, 1332 nucleotides. The record is from the annotation of a GenBank genome assembly. NCBI's taxonomy places the organism in Eukaryota, Bacillariophyta, Bacillariophyceae, Naviculales, Naviculaceae.